Molecule: messenger RNA, 1159 nt
Organism: Pseudo-nitzschia multistriata
Lineage: Eukaryota; Bacillariophyta; Bacillariophyceae; Bacillariales; Bacillariaceae
Source: the annotation of a GenBank genome assembly
AUCUAUUGCUUUUUCGCUGCGUUUCAUACUGAUUCCAUUGUGUUGUAAUUAAGCAAAUCAUUAAAGGACAAUUGACACCAUGUACACAGCAACUCUUGAACGUAUCGGUGAUGCAAUCAUCAACUGGUUCGACCCCGAAGAACAGUUUACUGGCUUCACCAAGGUACGGCACGACGGUGGUCCUCGCGGAAAAUUCGGCUACGUAGUUACACUAGGAUGGGUCAAGGCGAACAGGAAGGAUGAGAGGCAAUAUAGAAUGCUUCGAUUUGUAGCCGAAGUCGCCGAAAGAUUAAGCUUACGACAAACACACUAAUCUUCCAUUCUACUCGUUGUUUUUCGCUGUGAUCCACAGGGUUGGUGGUUGACCGAUUUUCCUUCAGCUUUCUCGAUUGCUCUCGCUUAUGUUUUGUUCGUUGGAAUUGGGUCGCGAGUCAUGCAAAAUCAGCCUGCCAUCGAUCCAUACCCCAUCAAGUUCUUCUACAACGUAUCGCAGAUCAUGCUCUGUGCGUACAUGACAAUCGAAGCUGUAUUCUUGGCCUACCGCAAUGGAUAUACCGUCACACCAUGCGUCGCGUACGACAAGGAGAAUCCCCCAGUGGCUAAUCUUUUGUGGCUGUUUUACAUCUCCAAGGUUUGGGAUUUCUGGGACACUAUCUUUAUCGUUUUGGGCAAAAAGUGGAGACAGCUGUCUUUCCUUCAUGUGUACCACCACACCACUAUCUUUUUGUUUUACUGGCUCAACGCCAACAUCUUCUAUGAUGGUGACAUUUAUUUGACCAUUGUUCUCAAUGGAUUCAUCCACACUGUCAUGUACACUUACUACUUCAUUUGCAUGCACACUAAGGACCCUCAGACUGGAAAAUCUCUCCCUAUCUGGUGGAAGUCGUAUUUGACAUUGAUGCAAUUGAUUCAAUUUGUGACCAUGAUGUCGCAGGGAUCUUACCUUGUUAUCACCAGAUGCGACACACUUAACUUCCGAGUCACUGCGUCCUAUGUCGUCUACAUCUUGAGCUUGUUCUUCCUUUUUGCGCAUUUCUUUGUCCAAUCUUACAUGAAGCCAAAGAAGAAGAAAGCGURAACACAAGUCAAUCUGUCUUGAGAUUGUCGCAGACGAGCUGAUGUUCARAAGAUAUUUCGAAAACCACUACAAAAAGUAUCA